CAAUUCAUCUUCUUUCUCAGCCUCUCACCCACCGGCACCGCCUCACCGGCUUUCGUGCAGCCAGCGGCCAGCCACACCCCACGUGAAUACAACCCCAUCCGAGAAACUUCUUGCUCAUCACCAAUGCCAUCACCGGAGGUUCUCAUCCCAGGCCUCCCAAACGAGCUGGGGUUCGACAUUCUAGCCCGUGUACCGAGACAAUACCACCCGGUCCUGUUAGCUGUAUCCAAAUCCUUUAGAUCAGCCAUCUCCUCUCCACAGUUGUUCACUACAAGAUCUCUCCUCAACUCCACUGAAAACCUGCUCUAUUUUAAGGUCAGCUUCUCAUGCGUCGACUCCGACGAUUGGUUCGCCAUCCACCAAAAGUCAGUUGUCUCCUCCACUGAUAACCCCAAUCGUACGAGCUUUCUUCGAUUUGUCCGAAUCCAACCAAACCCAUCUAAAUUAACAGCAUCUGGCUAUGCUGCUGUGGGCCCCAACAUCUACGCCAUUGGCGUCUUCGCUCGAAACCUAGGUGGUGCGAAACAUUCCUCCGAUGUGUGGAUACUGGAUUAUCGCUCCCACACGUGGCAGAAAGGCCCAAGCAUGCUAACACCACGCUUAGACGUCGAUGUAGCUACAGUGGGCAACAAGAUUUAUGUCUUCGGAGGAGGGAUGAUGAACAAACCAUUGGUCGAAGUGUUUGACCCGUUGGUUGGACAGUGGGAACACGUUCCAAGCCCACAUGAAGACGGGUGCAGUGAGUGUUCUGAAUUCGUGGAAGUUUUAGAUGUUGUGUAUGAUAUAUUCAUCUUCAUCAUGGACAUGGUAACUUUUCAUGGAUUUCGGCUGGACGUAGAGACCAAUAGGUGGGAGGAGUCAGAAGAUUUAGUAGAUGAUCAAAGAAUAGGGGACGGUGUGGACUGUGUGGUCGAUGGGGUGACUUAUCGCUGUAGUGAACAAUGGCCAAGACUUCAAUGGUUUGACGAAAGAAACAUGAUGUGGACAAUGGUCAAAGGUGUGGUGGAAGGGAAGAACAUUGUAAGUGCCAAAUGUGUCAAUUUGAAAGAAAGGUUGGUUGUGAUGUGGGCAGAGGUGAAUGAGUGGGAUGUCGAGUUAUGGUGCGCAGAGAUCGAUGUCUUUAAAAAUAAAGAUGAUGAUGGAGAAUUGUGGGGUAGGGAGGUUCACAAGUUUUCUUUGCUUCCACAAGUGGCUUCGAGUUUGACCGUAAAUGACUUGCGCUCGGCUAAUUGGGCAUUUCGUUUCUAUAGAAAAUCUUUAUCUGUUUCUUUAUGA
Molecule: messenger RNA, 1275 nt
Organism: Humulus lupulus (European hop)
Lineage: Eukaryota; Viridiplantae; Streptophyta; Magnoliopsida; Rosales; Cannabaceae
Product: F-box/kelch-repeat protein At4g39560-like
Exons: 2
Coding region: 124-1275 (383 amino acids)
Molecular function (GO): protein binding
Source: RefSeq, a predicted model, not a curated record